Molecule: messenger RNA, 1251 nt
Organism: Colletotrichum aenigma
Lineage: Eukaryota; Fungi; Ascomycota; Sordariomycetes; Glomerellales; Glomerellaceae
Exons: 3
Coding region: 1-1251 (416 amino acids)
Source: RefSeq, a predicted model, not a curated record
AUGAAGCCCUCCUUCAUCCUCCCCGUCGCAGCCCUCGCGGGCUCGGCCCUCUCCGCCGCCGUGCCCCAAUCCCAGGGCCUGGUCCCCGUCCUCGUCCCCGAGUUCAGCAACGCCGCCUUCACCCCCGCGGACCGCGAGGACGCCGACAAGGCCUACUCCGCCCCCGGCACCUACCUCGACGGCGAGGAGGCCGCCUACCUCGCCUCCGUCGACCUCGACACCGAGGGCGCCGCCGCCUGGGCCAGCGUCCACGCCGACCUCCGCGCCGCCCUCAUCGCCAACACCCACGUCACCAACUUCACCGCCGCGGACGCCGACCCCUACCCCGUCACGCUCAAGUGGGCCGGCGCCCACGUCGAGAACCAGAACAAGAACAAGACCGCGGAGCUCGAAAAAGGCAGAAAGGCUGCCCUUGGGAUCGGAGCGCUAAUCCUCUUUCUCUUUAAACCCGUCCUUGGGGUCCUCGCGGCGGUCCUCGCCAACAAUGGCACCCAGCCCACGGGCGGCCGCCCCAAGAUCCCUGACUUCCACGUCGGCCUCAACGCCGACGGCGUCUGCAGGUAUUUCCAAGGCGCGGCGUGGAAGGCCCAGGAGCUCCGCAGGCCCGUGGAGCAGUUCUCGCCCGAGUACGUCCCGUGGCUGGUUGAGAACAAGGGCCCUUACAUCUAUGUCCUCGACGGCCUCCGCGAGAUCGAGUGGACCUUCUGGACGCUCGGCCGCGCCCUCGAGUACACCUCCUCCUUCACCGAGGAGGAGCAGUUCAAGAUUGCUCGCUGCGCCACCCUCUUCGCCGGCUCCAACCUCCAACUGACCACCGUCCCUCAACUCCCUCCCACGGGUCCCGGACCAGCCGUCCCUCCCCGGCCCCUCCCCGCCACGUCUAGGAACACAACCGUCCGCCCGGCCCCCGUUCCUCAAACCACCUCCCUCUCCCCCUCCCCGACACCCACCAUCCUCCCCCGCGACAACGAGGCGGAGGCCGUCAACGUGCUCAGGCACACGCGCCUCUUCGGCUUCCGCUCCCUCCUCCGCCUGCUCGAGGAGAAGGCGCCCAUCUCAAAGUACCAGACGUACGCCAACGUCCGCAUCAUCCGCGUUCUCGAAAACCUGGGUUUCUCCCUCGACAGCGUCCGCACCUCGGUCGACCGCAAGCUCGGCACCGAUGCCAAGGUUUACUUGAUCCGCGGCGAUUACUUCAACAUGUACGAGCAGUUUGGCCGGACGGUUGGGGCCUUUGAGCGCAACCUUUGA